AUUAACAAAGCUGCAGCUUCGAGGCCUCAGCUCCCGACUCCCGAGCCGGCAGCGAUUCAUAGCAUCAGCUAUUCAUCCGCGCGUGGUGCAAUGGCGGAGGCUCCCACGACGCCGCCGCGGAAGGCGAAGCCGCCGAUGUCGCGCCUCAUGCGGCUUUCCAUCAAGGUCGUGGACAGGGUCACCGACGCCACCCGCCGGGCAGACGGGACGCUGAAUCGUUUUGCGCUCUCGCUGCUGGACCCGCGUGUCCCGGCCAUCUCCUCCCCUUGCCGUGGCGUCGCCUCCCGGGACGUCAUCCUCGACGGCGCCCUCCGCCUCCGCGCGCGCCUAUUCCACCCGGCCACGACGUCAAAAUCCACGGCCCCUCUCCCCGUGAUCGUCUUUUUCCAUGGCGGCGGGUUCGCGUACCUCUCCGCGGCGUCCCCGGCCUACGACGCCGCGUGCCGCCGCAUCGCGCGGUACGCCUCCGCGGCAGUGCUCUCGGUCGACUACCGCCGUGCUCCCGAGCACCGGUUCCCGGCGCCCUACGAUGACGGUAUCGCGGCGCUGCGCUUCCUCGACGAUCCAAAGAACCACGGCCACCCCACCCCGCUCGACGUGUCCCGCUGCUUCGUCGCGGGCGACAGCGCUGGCGGCAACAUCGCCCACCACGUGGCCCGCCGCUACGCGUCCGACGUCGCCUCGUUCAGGAACAUCCGUGUCGCCGGCCUGAUCGCCAUCCAGCCCUUCUUCGGCGGCGAGGAGCGGACAGCCUCCGAGCUCCGCCUGGACGGCGCCGCGCCCAUCGUGUCCAUCGACCGCACCGACUGGAUGUGGCGGGCGUUCCUGCCGCCCGGCUGCGACCGUACCCACGAGGGUGCCAACUUCGCAUCCCCAGCAGCCGCCGCCGGCCUCGACUCCCAGGCGUUCCCUCCCGUCCUGCUCGUCAUCGGUGGCUUCGACCCGCUGCAGGACUGGCAGCGCCGGUACGGCGAGAUGCUGAAGAGCAUGGGCAAGGAUGUGCGGGUGGUUGAGUACCCUGAUGCCAUCCACGCCUUCUACGUCUUCCCCGGGUUCGACGACGCGCGAGACUUCAUGAUACGCAUCGCCAAGUUCGUCGCCGAAAGCGCCAGCGGCGGAAGUAGCAGCUAGCGAGUUGUCGGAGCUGGAGAUACAGUCUGCACACUGUGCAGUGGUCAGGUGUUUGGUGCAAGUGGCGUGUCGUGCGUCGCAAUUUGCAGCCUUGGCUGUGGCGUUUUGGAGGAUGCGGCGGUAUGGUUGCGUGGUUGAGUGAGAGUAGAAGAUGUGUCUGGUUGUUAUUGUUAACUUUCGUAAAAGUUUGGUCUGAUAAGUCUGAUGAAUGAUGUAAUUUUAAUUAACUAAUCAGGUUGGUGAUUUCGU
Molecule: messenger RNA, 1380 nt
Organism: Zea mays
Lineage: Eukaryota; Viridiplantae; Streptophyta; Magnoliopsida; Poales; Poaceae
Source: RefSeq